GCCGUUGUUGUUGUUAUUCGUUUCCUCAUUUUUUUUGCACCUUCUGAAUCAACAUGGUUUUUGUGAAGAAUUGGGAGGAUUUUGAGAUUGCCGCCGAGAACAUGUAUAUGGCAAAUCCACAGAACUGCCGCUACACAAUGAAAUACGUGCAUUCCAAGGGCCACAUACUGCUGAAAAUGACGGAUAAUGUAAAGUGCGUACAGUACAAAGCGGAAAACAUGCCCGACCUGAAGAAAAUCGAAAAGAUCACCAGCAACUUGGUUGGACACAUGGCCUCGAAGGAGUAAAAGUCGAACAACAACAAAACAUUUGGCCACGGCGGCACUUUGGCCCGCUGAGUUUGUUCCACCUAGUUUCUGGUUCUGUGUGCCGUCCCUCACCAGCAAUUGAUUUAGUUUAUAAGCACACCGCUGGCCACAUUCCGGUGUGGCGAUCAGAGUAGUUUUUCCUGUUUAAAUAACAUUUUAUAAAUGUUAGCUCUGUACAUGCCGUGCUCACAGGCAGUUGGUUGGCGGCGCACAAUGAUUUUUGAAAAUUAACAAUAUAAUUUUUUGUAUUUAUCGUAAUGUAAAUGGUCAGUGGUAAACAUUUCCAUGAAAUUCCAUGAAUUUCCUUAAAAUGAAAAUAAACCAAGGAAAAACG
Molecule: messenger RNA, 642 nt
Organism: Drosophila obscura
Lineage: Eukaryota; Metazoa; Arthropoda; Insecta; Diptera; Drosophilidae
Gene: Srp9
Product: signal recognition particle 9 kDa protein
Exons: 2
Coding region: 54-287 (77 amino acids)
Biological process (GO): SRP-dependent cotranslational protein targeting to membrane; negative regulation of translational elongation
Cellular component (GO): signal recognition particle, endoplasmic reticulum targeting
Molecular function (GO): 7S RNA binding
Source: RefSeq, a predicted model, not a curated record